UAUGGCCUUACUAUUAAUUGUUAAACUUUAUGCCACUACUCUAAACAUCUAAAAAGUAGAAGCUGAAUCAUAAUAAUAGUAAUAGCAAUUAUAAUAAGAUAUAGAAACAGAAGGAUAGAAGUAAAUUAAUUUAUUAUAAUAGAGUAAUAGCAAAAUUAACUGCUUGUUGGGUUUUAUCAGUUUAAGAAUUAUCUGAAGAAUAGAAAUAAGUGAAUGAAAUUAUAAAAAGUUAAACUAAUAUUAAUAGAGAAUCCAUUUUUUAUAAAAUUUAGACAACUAUGUUAGAAGAAUGUUAUUCAAAGGCUCCAGAUGAAGAAUUGAAUAAUGUAAUGAGAUCUAUUUAGGAUGAUAAAAAGAAUUAUAAAUCAUUCAAAUAAUAAUUGCCAAAUUUUAAUUUUGAUGUAUUUAAUAGUACAUCUUUUGAUUGGACAUUUACUAAAAAUGAUGAAACUUUAAUGAAAUAUAUUAGAGUAUCUAUUAUUAAUAAUUAAUAAUUAGAGAUUUGAAGAAUGGGUAACUUAAAAGAAUACUAUUACUAAUACAAUUCAAUAACCUAAUUAAUAAUAAAGUGUUUUUGCAGAAUUAAAAAAGAAAAUUUCAGAAAUGAGUAAAAAGAGUUAAAACAAAGAUUCUGAAACUGAUAAUAAAGAUUAAUUAGAUAAAUAUCAAUUUUAUCUAUCAAAAUAAUAAGGAAUGAAAGAUCCAAUUAAUUAUUUAUUUGCAGGAAUUGCUAUUUUUUGUUUCUCCUUUGUAUUUUAUAUUAGUAUUUAAUCUAAUAGUAUUUUUUAGUUUAUUCCAAAGUUAAACAAGCUAAUUUAGAUCCAAGAUUAGAUAAAAAAAAUAAGAAACAAAAAUUAAAAAAAGAAUGA
Paramecium pentaurelia is the source of this 869-nucleotide messenger RNA. Lineage: Eukaryota; Ciliophora; Oligohymenophorea; Peniculida; Parameciidae. The record is from the annotation of a GenBank genome assembly.